UAAUGAUAGGUAAAUUGUAUAUAAUUAUAGAUAUUUUAUAAAAUGGAACAGUAGUAAUCGAAAAAAUGAAAGAUUUCAAAAAGAAAAUCGGGAGUGGCUUUGUUUUAUUAUUAAUUUUCCGGUGUCUGUAUACAGAGACAGUAAUUUAACAGAUAUAAAUAGUUCUGAAUCUGUAGGCCGUGGUCGUCCAACUAAAACAUUCGACGAAAGUAGUGCGCGUUCAAAACGACGAAAAUGUCAACUUCUAUACAACUCAUCAAGUUUAAGUGAACUUAGUGAGACAACUUCAUAUGCGUUUAGGAAAAUAGGAAAUGAAGAUACAGCAAAAUUGGUAAAAGAAGCAUCAAACUCUACUCCAACAAGAGGAAAAAAGAUUCGUGAUGUAUGGAAGGAAAAUAAAAAUGCAUUAAAGCCGUCUAUGAUGAGUCCGGAAGUAGCUCUGUCUUUAAUUAUUGCAUGUUCGUUAUCGAAAUUCCAAUACAAUAUGCUCCGUAAAAACGCUAAAGAACAUAACCAUGAUUUAUAUCCUUCAUAUGAUCAGCUUCUUGUUGAGAAGGUAAAUGCGUAUCCUAAACAAAUUACAAUCGAAGAACAGAAAUGUGAGGUUAGCAACAUAAUUUUUGCUUAAAAAUAUAAAAUAUUGAAGUUUAAUUUUAAUUUUCAAAUUAGGUAGGUACGUUACAAUAUUAUUUAAUGCUUUUAGGUACAAUUGCAAUCUCUUUUAAAUCAUACUUCUAAAAGAAUUCUUCAAAGCCUCCCAAAGCCACUACAAAAUAUAAGCACACUUCAUUGCAAAUGGGGCUUUGACGGUACAUCAGGAUUUACAAUGUAUAAACAAUUAACUGUUGGGGCAUCACAAGACGACACCAUAUUCGUAACUUCACUAGUGCCUUUACGAGUUGUUGACAACAUUACUAAUGAAGUUGUGUGGCAGAAUCCAGCCUGUUCAUCAACAAGAUAUUGUAGACCUAUACGAUUGCAAUAUGUAAAAGAAAGCGUUGAUAUUUCUAAAAACGAAGAGAAAUACAUUUCAGAUCAAAUCAAUAGCCUUGCUAAAUUUGAAUGUGAAUUUGGUACCAUUAAUUUCAUUUUGCAAUUGACUAUGAUUGAUGGAAAAGUAUGCAAUGCUAUAACUGAAUCUUCAUCAAUGGCAUGUUAUGUAUGUGGCGCUAAAAUAUCUCAAAUGAAUGAUUUAGCUUUAAUGCGAACAAAAAUUGAUGAUCAAAGUGCAUACCGUUACGGGUUAUCCACAUUACACGCUUAUAUCAGAUUUUUUGAAUGCUUACUACACAUAAGUUAUCGUAUGGACUUUAAAGUAUGGAAAGCUAGUAAAAAAGACGGAAAAGAUAUACUAUUGAAGCAAAAAAAAUUGAAAAUCCAAAACGAAUUUCGUUCAAGAUUAGGUUUGUUGGUAGAUAUGCCAAAACAAGGUUUUGGAUCCUCAAAUGAUGGUAAUACGGCUAGAAGAUUCUUUAAAAAUUAUAAAAUUUCUGCAGAAAUUACUGGGGUUUCUGAAGAUCUUAUUUAUCACUUUUAUGUUAUUUUACAAUGUUUAUCGUCUGGUGAAAAUAUCAAUAUUGAUAAGUUCGAAGUGUAUUGUUGGGAAACGGCAAAGUUGUAUACUAAUUUAUAUAGUUGGUAUUACAUGCCACCAAGUGUACACAAGAUAUUAAUACAUGGCUCAUCAAUAAUAAAAUCGUUUGUUUUGCCAAUUGGAAUUUUGAGUGAGGAGGCUCAAGAAUCACGCAAUAAAGACAUUAAGAGGUAUAGAGAGUCUUACAGCCGAAAGUCUUCCAGGAUUAAUAUUAAUACUGACAUUUUUCAAAGGCUAUUACUAUCAUCGGAUCCUCUUAUAAGCAGUUUCAGAAAAGUUGAUAAACAUAAUAUUAAAAAACUGCUCCCAGAAGUCGAAGAUUUAUUGCUAGACAUAAAUUAUUGCAGUGAUGGGGAACCAGAAUACAUUUCAGAAUAA
Aphis gossypii (cotton aphid) is the source of this 1972-nucleotide messenger RNA. RefSeq lists its product as uncharacterized. The transcript has 4 exons. The record is from RefSeq and is a predicted model, not a curated record. NCBI's taxonomy places the organism in Eukaryota, Metazoa, Arthropoda, Insecta, Hemiptera, Aphididae. The coding region runs from base 827 to 1972 and encodes 381 amino acids.